Molecule: messenger RNA, 2441 nt
Organism: Pocillopora verrucosa
Lineage: Eukaryota; Metazoa; Cnidaria; Anthozoa; Scleractinia; Pocilloporidae
Source: RefSeq, a predicted model, not a curated record
CGUUGAACCUAUCGACGAACAACGACACAGAGGUAAGAAUCUGUAAGUCAGGUCGAUCAUUCUUGAUAUGCACUUGCUUUCCACCGAAAAUCGAAGGAAAUCAUGGCCCGCGGUACAAGUCAGAAUUCAUUACUAUGUUUUUUUUGUGUGAGUAGUCUGUUUAUUGGUUGUACUCGUGGAGGCUCGUCCGCAUUUUCAACCAUUCGGUCGAAAUUUACAACCAUUCAAUCGUGUGUUGACCAGCUUACUGCCCCGGGAGAUGAAUGCGUUAUUCCUGGAGGGCGUUACCUAGAACGCGUGACUGUCACGAACAAACAUGGUACCCCUGAAAAACCAAUCAUCAUACGGGGAAUCCUAGACGAAUAUCCGAUCAUUGAUGGUACUGUCCAACUAAAGCCAAAGGGAGAAUGGGUGAAAGAUGACAGUGGCGCUUUUAAGGCUGUCAUAGACCAAGACAUUUGGCAGUUAUUUAUCGACGGCGAGAUGAUGACAAAUGCACGCUGGCCAAACGCACUGUGGUCCAACAAGACAGUAUUCAACGCCAGUUACUGGGCGAAGUCGUCCACCUUGUCCACACGAGGUGUUAUGGUCGAUGAUGGCUCAAAGGACUUGGCUGGAAGCGGUCUGAACGCAACGGGUGCCAUGGCAGUUCUUAACAUCGGAAGUUUUAAUACCUUCACAGCCAUAGUGCAAAGCCACAAGCCCGGGAAUGCAUCAUUCACGUACAAGGACACAUUCGGUCGAAUAAAGUUCGUUCCUGGAGCCAAUCAAUACUUCCUUGAAGACAAGUUAGAAUUUCUUGACCAACCCGAGGAGUGGUUUUACGACAAAACUACUAGAACACUAUUUGUAAUGACGGCAGAUGGCAAAUCCCCAGAAGGACGUGACGUCAGAGGGAAGGUUAUGACGUACGCAUUUAACAUUACCAACUGUAGUCACGUGGUUUUUAAAAAGCUGAAGUUCUUUGGGACAGCGCUACGGGCUUCCACAAUGGAUGAAAAGAAUGCAGUGAAUAAUUUGACUUUCCACUCGAUCAUCUUCAGCUACCCGUCGUAUACACGACGAAUGCUUGGUGACACUGCUCCUGCUGAAUGGACUAAAAUGAACGCGAAUACGAAGAAAGUUACCUUCAAUACAUUAACGGUUUUUAACAACACUUUCUAUGGUACCGAUGGCGCCGCCUUAGAGUUCAGCGGUUUGAAUGCGACUCUGGAAAACAACUUGUUCGAAUACAACGACUGGACUGCAGCAAACACGGUUUACAAGAGUGGAGGGCUAGGCACGAUUAUUUCUAGAGGUAUUGGCGACAUUUUUGUGAGAAACACCUUGCGGUACAACGGAGCCAGCAGUGGCAUAAGACCUGGUUUGCGGCCUACAGUGCGGCUUAACCAUUUGCAUCAUCAAUGCUGGGGUGCUAUACAGCAUGACGGCAGUCACGUUCAAGUACAAAUCAAAUCGCAAACUCAUGCAAUUCUCCAGCAAAAUUGGGUGCAUUCUAGUCCUAAGUAUGGGGUGAGAUUUGACGGACAACCACCUCUGCCGGUUGGACGUGAUGGAACAAUGCAUAGUAACGUGGUGUGGAAAUGUAAUGGCAUGAUGGUAAAAGGAGACAAUCACACAGUGCAACACAACCUGGUGUUUGAUAAAAGAAAUGAGAGAGACGGUGACCACCAAGGUGAUAAAUGUUCCUUGUGUGUUUUACGUUAUGUUCGCGAAAACCCUGUUCCGAUCAACAACGGAACUGUAGUUUUAUUCAACGGAGCUGAUAAGGCAAACGGUGGCAAACACGGGGGAGAGUUGUAUCCUUUGGCCGGGAGUGUUGUGAAGUUCAACGUUAUUGGAAAAGUUACAGAUCAGUUGGUCGAUCCAGAUAACUUCGAUUUUCGACCUCUUUCCAAUUCUACUUAUAUACAGCACAACGUUGGACCCUACAGCUAUAACCCCGCGUUCACGCACUACUGGAUACCGGGACGGCAGUUGUAUAAGGCAAGCACGCCUGUCCCCCCUGACAAUAAUGUAAAGAUAAGACCAGAUCGAAGGGACACUCUUAUGUGGCUGAAUGGAUACGGAGCGUCUGUCCAUCAUGUUUAUUUGGGAACCGAUAAGGAGAGGGUUAGCAGCGCCUCGCGCCACUCCUCUGAGUACCUUGGAUCGGUCGUCGAUGGUGGGAAUGUCCUACACCUGAAGACCACUCUGGAGCCUCAGACCAAGUACUUCUGGCGCGUGGAUUCUGAAUUAAAGUCGACUUUGGUAUAUCGAGGUGACGUGUGGUCUUUCAAAACAAGUGGAAGUAGCCUUGUAGCUCUGUCACAGAGUAAAGGAAACAUUUGGCUCUCCCACCAUUGUGUCACUUCAAUUUUUACCAUUGUCACAGCACUAAGACUGACUAAGCAUUAGCAGGUUAAAUGCAAGGGGUCAUUUUAUUUCCGUGGGAUGUUUGA